This is a messenger RNA of Trichosporon asahii var. asahii CBS 2479, 1197 nucleotides long. Its product is annotated as hydroxyacid oxidase. Bases 1 to 1197 code for a protein of 398 amino acids. Gene Ontology annotation, molecular function: FMN binding; oxidoreductase activity. NCBI's taxonomy places the organism in Eukaryota, Fungi, Basidiomycota, Tremellomycetes, Trichosporonales, Trichosporonaceae. The record is from RefSeq and is a predicted model, not a curated record. The transcript has a single exon.
AUGCGUCUCACUUACCUCGCCCUCCUCGGCAGCGCCCUCGCGGCGCGGCCCUUCCUGUCAGAGCCCGACACCGGCAUCGAGGACGUCCUCGGCGACACGCCGAACGGCACCCUCGCCAACCUCACGCAGUUGGUCGGCCUGCCCGACUUCCAGUGGGCCGCGCGCCGCUACCUCCCGCCCGCCAACUACACCUACUACAUCAACGGCGUCGCCGGCGAGUGGAGCGCCCGCAACAACCUCGAGGUCUACUACCGCUACACCUGGCGCCCCCGCCAGCUCGUCGACAUCACGCGCAUCCCCGACACGCUCCAGACGACUUUCCUCGGCUACAACUUCUCGGUCCCCUUCUACAUCUCGCCCUGCGCCAAGGCGUUCGACGGCAACAAGGACGGCGAGCUCGGCCUCGUCAAGGGCGCCGCCAAGAAUGACGUUCUGUACAUCUCGUCGUCGUACUCGUCCCUCACCGUUGAGGAGAUCUUUGGCGCGGCCGAGCAGAACCAGACCAUGUUCCGCCAGAUCUAUCUGAAUGGCAACAUUACGUACGACGAGGCGCUGAUCCGCCGCGUCGAAAAGGCCGGCGCCAAGGCGCUCAUCUGGACCGUCGACUCGAACGCGGGCAGCAACCGCCAGCGCGCGGACCGGUACGGCGUCGGCUCCCAGUCGCUCUUCUCCGACAAGGCGCAGCUGUUCACCUGGGACUACUACGAGAAGCUGCGCUCCCUGACGCAGCUCCCGAUCGCGCUCAAGGGCAUCCAGUCGGUGCAGACGAUCCGCGAGGCGGCCGAGCACAAGGUGCCCGCGGUCAUUGUCUCGAACCACGGCGGCCGCUCGCUCGACGGCGCCCCGUCGCCGCUCGAGGUGCUGCUCGAGAUCCACGAGGAGAGCCCCGAGCUCGUGAACCAGAUCGACAUCUGGGCCGACGGCGGUGUGCGCUACGGCGGCGACAUCCUCAAGCUCCUCGCGCUCGGCGCCAAGGGCGUCGGUAUCGGCCGCCCCUUCAUGUUUGGCAACAUGUACGGCACCGACGGCGUCGACCGCGUCAUCCAGAUCCUCAAGAAGGAGCUCAUCACUGACGCGGGCAACGUCGGCAUCCCGACGCUCCAGGACAUCUCUCCCGACUACGUAAGUGCAGUAACGUACCCGCUGACCCCAGCUCCGCCUCCAGCCCAACUACUGGUACAGCUAGUCUCAAAAUAG